AUGUCGUUGCCACUACCAGCAAUUCUCACCUGCCGCCUUACCAUCAAGAACGGCGAUCCUCUCACUUCGUGCCGAAACAAGACCGAGCCCAUCGACUUCUCCUUUCAGAUUGACCGUGGCUUCAGGCUAUUCAAGGCUCAAGUAGCAACCGAAUUAAUUCGUCGUCUGCCAAACGAUUGGCAGGAUGACUUCAGCGUCUAUCUCAAGCCCACCAAGCACGCCCCACAACGUGAAUUUCUCGAGUUGGACGAGGAAAAUUUCUCCAGUCGCGUCGCCAGAUCUUGGGAAUUAGCUCGCCUUCGUCUACACGUGAUCCAAGUGCAAGUUCAUGUUGGAGAUCGCCAGGAAAUUCUCGGUUUACCGGCCUACAGCCUUCGCCCUCCGUUCCGUGACCCGGUAGAUUUUGAGACUCCCGCUCCCGCAGAAGACAUGGAUGAUAUCGAUCACCUUAACGAUCAACUCUAA
This is a messenger RNA of Phytophthora infestans T30-4, 465 nucleotides long. RefSeq lists its product as uncharacterized. The coding region runs from base 1 to 465 and encodes 154 amino acids. NCBI's taxonomy places the organism in Eukaryota, Oomycota, Peronosporomycetes, Peronosporales, Peronosporaceae. The record is from RefSeq and is a predicted model, not a curated record. The transcript has 2 exons.